GUAUACCGCUAUAGUUUGAAGUACACUGUUGUGAUACAAACAUUAAUCUCUCAAAUUUAAACUAAUUUCAGAGAAUGCCUUUUGUUCUCUACUCAUGCGAAAUGUCAAAAAUCGCCGCGUUGCUUUGCAAAAGAAAUAUAAAAUUCGAUAUUCACUCAUUUGUUCAUAAGUUCAGCGGGCGGUUGUGUAUUUUCCUGAAAAUCUCACAAUAUUGCGGCGGGGUAUAUUACGUACGCAUUUUUCUUUUUAAUUAGAUAAAUAAAAUUGUGAAUAAAUCCGGUUUUCCACUAACUCGAAAUCAGCUUUUAUUAGCGCUGCCAAAUGUCGAAAUGUUGUUAUUAAUAAAAUCAAUUGAGAACAUGUGAAAAAAUUGUGCAUUUAAUUUAGUAAAUAAAAUAAAAAAUCCAACUGCUCCAGCAUUGCUUUGUACGUAUGAGUGCUCUUCAUUGUUACAUUAUCCCCUUCGUACCUGCUGCUCUUUCUGCUGUCCAUCAACAUAAUUUAACAGAAGUAUCAGCCGCAUUUUUAUAAACUACAUACACGAUUAUACUAAGCCGCCAAUUAUUCGUGUGUGGGCAACAAGCGUUUGUAACAAUAUAUGGGAGGGGGUUUAAAGUCAUUUACGUUCCUUUUCAUUGAAUUUGUUUAAUUUUGGCACUUAUGAUAGUUUAUGCCUACUUCCAAAGAAAGAGGCUAGUUAAUAGUGAAAAGAAUUUAAAGCUUCCAUAAAAAGCAUAUUACAGCUAUACGUAUACAAAAUCCUUCCAAACUUAGCUACAGCUGGACGAACCUAUCCAGCCAUAGUUUAAAAGAGUUUCGCAUAAGAUCUUAUAAAAAAAUGGCGCUCCAGGAGUUGUUAAACUACAAAUAUCUAACGCAGGAACAGCUAAAUGGAUUCGACAAUUAUAAAUAUAGCGCACGUGAUACCUCACCCCUCAGCGUAUAUGUUAUGCAUCCAUUCUGGAAUUGGAUUGUCAAGUUCUUUCCACGUUGGCUGGCGCCUAAUGUUAUGACUUUUCUUGGCUUCCUCUGCACGGUGGUGAAUUUCUUAUUGCUAUCUUAUUAUGAUUGGAAUUUUUUUGCGAGUUCUGGUUUACCAAACACUGCGCCAAUACCAUCGUGGGUGUGGUUGUGCUGCGCGAUAAACAUUUUCUUAGCCUACACAUUGGAUGGUAUUGAUGGUAAACAAGCACGACGUAUUGGCUUAUCCGGACCAUUGGGUGAACUCUUUGAUCAUGGCCUUGACUCGUAUACAGCUGUGUUGAUACCAACAUGCCUGUAUAGCAUUUUCGGACGUAAUGCUAUAUACUCUGUUCCACCUAUACGUAUGUAUUACGUAUGCUGGAUGGUGUUUUUCAAUUUUUAUGUCUCUCAUUGGGAAAAAUAUAAUACGGGUGUCCUAUAUCUUCCUUGGGGAUAUGAUUUAAGUAUGUGGGGAUCUACAGCCAUGUAUCUAUUGACAUGGUGGUUCGGUUAUCAAUUUUGGCAACGCACACUACCGCUUGGCAUAACGCUCGGAAAUAUGAUGGAGUUUGUUUUACAUUUGAGCGCAAUGGCAAAUACGCCAAUGGUGAUAAUAAAUGUUUACAACUCAUAUAUCCAGCACACAGGAAAAAUGCGGUCUUUUAAAGAAGCAAUGCGUCCGCUUUGGCCACUCUUAUCAUUCAUUAUUAUAAUGCUGUUGUGGCCUUUCGUUUCACCGAAUGAUAUUAUGGAAAAAGAUCCACGCAUUAUGUUUAUGUUGAGUGGUACAAUAUUUUCGAAUGUCAGUUGUCGUUUAAUCGUGGCGCAGAUGUCCAAUACACGCUGUGAUUGCUUCCAUUAUAUGACGCCGGUGUUCAUGUUCUUCGUUGGCAUUGGUUUAUGGAUACCGCUACUCGAACGUGCUAUGCUCUAUAUACUAUUUAUCAUAACAACGUUCACACAUUGGCAUUAUGGCACAAAUGUAGUGAAUGAAAUGUGCCAACAUUUUAAUCGUAUAUGCUUUAGUGUGAAUAUGCGUGAACCGGCUGUGCGUAUAGGCGAGGAUGUACGUUUGCGUGAUAUGGAGAAAACUGACUAAACUAUAAAAUUGAACCAAAAAAAAGAAAAAAAUUAAAAAAAUUUAAAAGACCAAUGUGCUUAUGCAAAUGAAAUAUGUAUAUGUAUGUUUAUUACAUAUGUAGAUAUUUUUGUUAUUGAGCUGCAGGAAAAAACAAAAACACAGGAGGCUCAACUAUCAAUUCCACCUUAUUAUUAAUUUUAUCAAUGAAAAGGUGUAUUUUAAAACUAGUUGUUUAGUUCGUUUACUCAUUUUUUGGGUGUAAUAAACUCGUGUCCUAAAACUGAAUAGACUUCAGCUACACAUGCUCUCUCUAUCUCUUACAUUUUUGCAUUUAUAUACCGUUACAUUGCCACAUUUAAAAGAAUACUAAUGUGCUCUCUAAAAUCAGACUGUAGGAAAAAUCACAAAAAAAAAGGUGUUUUAUUUGACAAAAAUAGAAAAAAAGAAAUGUAAGCAUUUUAGUAUUAAUUUCAGGUAAAUAAUGAUGCAGUAAAAUACAUGGAUCUGGCAGCUUUUAUAAAUUUCAUAGAUUUAUGAAAUAUUAUUUUGCAGUGAUAGUUAAAGCUAUAUAUUUCAUAAGCGUUAAAAGCCAUAUAGCUUAAAACAUAUAUUCUAAUUUAUUAUAAUCUCUGUUUCUACUAAAGCGCGUUCAAUAUUGAAAUGCUUUUUGUGCUAAAAAAAA
This is a messenger RNA of Ceratitis capitata (Mediterranean fruit fly), 2726 nucleotides long. RefSeq names its product ethanolaminephosphotransferase 1. Gene Ontology annotation, molecular function: ethanolaminephosphotransferase activity. Bases 839 to 2062 code for a protein of 407 amino acids. The record is from RefSeq and is a predicted model, not a curated record. Gene Ontology annotation, cellular component: Golgi apparatus; endoplasmic reticulum membrane. The transcript has 5 exons. Lineage: Eukaryota; Metazoa; Arthropoda; Insecta; Diptera; Tephritidae. Gene Ontology annotation, biological process: phosphatidylethanolamine biosynthetic process.